This is a messenger RNA of Amborella trichopoda, 2536 nucleotides long. Its product is annotated as transcription initiation factor TFIID subunit 15b. The record is from RefSeq and is a predicted model, not a curated record. Lineage: Eukaryota; Viridiplantae; Streptophyta; Magnoliopsida; Amborellales; Amborellaceae. Gene Ontology annotation, molecular function: RNA binding.
AAGAAGAUAUUAUUCGCCGUCGUUUUUAGAGGGAGAAAACCCCCUCCCCCUCGACCUUUCGACUCCCCUUCCUGCUAACCCCUCUAUCUCUCUCUAGUUUCUCUCUCUACUUUGUUCCUUCUCUCUCAAUACACAGCGAAGAGAGGGGGAGUUGCAGGUAACCAUGUCUGGGACGUACGGUCCCGAUGGCGGUGGAAACACUCGAGGCAGUUAUGGAGGAGGAGGGUUUCAUGGUGGGGAUCGAAGAGGAGGUGGAGGUGGUCACAGAGGCGGCCGUGGUGGUGGUGGUGGCGGUGGUGGUGGUGGUGGCACUGGCCAACGUGAAGGCGACUGGGUUUGCCCUAAUCCUGGAUGUGCAAAUGUGAAUUUUGCUAGAAGAAUGGAGUGUAACAAGUGUGGAGCACCAAAUCCUGGUGGAGCCAGUGAACACAAUGGAGGUGGGGGUGGGUACACCCAACGAGGAAGAGGUGGAGGCUAUAGUGGAAAUCGGGGUGGCCGAGGUGGUGGUGGUGGUGGUGGUGGUUAUGGAGGCCACAGUGAUAACAAUAACAGUGGAAGAGGUGGCAGCGGUAGUGGCUAUGGAGGCCAGAGUGAUAACUAUAGCAGUGGUAGAGGCGGCCGGGGCUAUGGAGGCCAUGAUGAUAGCUAUAAUAGUGGCCGAGGUGGUGGUGGUGGCUAUGGAGGUGACAAUGAUAACUACGGUGGUGGGGGUGGUAGAGGUGGCUCUUAUGGUAGUCAGGGUCGAGAUGAUGGAAAUUACAGUAGUGUCCCUCCGCCUGCACCAGUCCCCGCUCCUGCCCCCACUUAUCUCGGGGGUAGUGGUGGUAAUUAUCCUCCACAAUUUGGAGAGCGCCUCCCACCUAAUGCUCCUCCUUCUGGUUAUGGGUCUCAACCUCCCCCGUCAAAUCCUUAUAGUGAAAAUACUUAUGGAGCAGCUGUUCCUCCUCCUGGAUGUUAUGGGGCAUCCAAUGCUUACCCACCUCCCAAUUCAUACCCACCUCCAAGUAGUCAUGUUCCACAUGGUUCUGAAAGAACUAGUGGAUAUGGUGAUUCUAGGCCCAUUCCUGGUCGAGAUGGCCCCAGGAAUGCUACUGGUGGCUAUGGUGGUCCUGUUGAGUCUCCAAAAGUGAAGCAAUGUGAUGAGAAUUGUGGGGACUCCUGUGACAAUGCACGGAUAUACAUAUCAAAUUUGCCUCCUGAUGUUACUACUGAUGAACUUAAAGAGCUUUUUGGAGGCAUUGGCCAGGUUGGUCGGAUCAAGCAGAAACGUGGCUAUAAGGAUCAGUGGCCUUGGAACAUAAAAAUCUAUAGAGAUGAUGGUGGGAACAGCAAAGGAGAUGCUGUACUCUCUUAUGAAGAUCCAUCUGCAGCGCAUUCUGCUGGUGGUUUUUACAAUAAUUAUGACUUGCGGGGCUUCAAAAUCAAUGUUGCUAUGGCAGAGAAGUCCGCACCUAGGGCACCACCUGCUUAUGGCCAUGGGGGUGGCAGAGGUGGUUAUGGUGGUGGGGGAGAUCGACGCAGAGAUAAUUACAGAGAUGGUGGGGGUUCGGGGCCUGAUAGGCACCAUCAUGGUGGGCAACGUUCUCGCCCUUACUGAGGAGGCUUCCUGCGCCAAGCUUUAUAUGUACUAGGAAUAUGGUCACUUGUUGAUUUGUAUUCGAAGGAGUUGUAACCAAAUGGGAGCUUAAGGUAGGUUUUGUGUGAACUUAUAGUGAACUCUUUUUAUCCUUCUCUUGCUUGCAAUCGAUGAGGUGGGUCGAGUUUUAAUUAAUCAUGUGAAUGGUUUUUUAUAGAGGCAGGAGUGGAUAAACUCCAAAUUGCUGCUUAACUUGAAAUUUUCAGGUGAGUGCUUAUAAUUUGAAUUUUUUAGGUGAGUGCUUAAUAUUUAAAUUUUCAGGUGAGUGCUUAGUAUUUCAAGCUCUGACCUAUUGUAUGUUGUUUUGUGAUGCAUGCGUCUGUUCUUGUUGGCCAUGCAUCAUCAAAUUGCACCAUACAUAUAAUGCAUGCAUUUGCCAUGCGUACCGAGUUGUGCAUUUGUAUGUCUUGAUGUGUGUGUGCGUGUGUGGGAGAGGGAGAGGGAGAGGGAAAGGGAGAGGAUUUGAAUAUUUGGGUUUUGUACGAUCGAUUGUUGAUGUGUUCUAACUUCAAAUGAGGCACACUGGGAUUGCGGGGCCAUAUGUAAUGUUCUGUUGGUGUAUUUGUGUUGGGCAACGGAGUGGAGUGGAGUGGUGGCUACUGUUGGCUGACUGGAUCAUUGAUUGCCUGCCCUUUAUACACACUCCUCAAUAUCUUCACAGCCAUCCCAUCGUCAUGACUCUUGCUUUGCCUCACAUAACUGGACUCUUGCUUUGCCUCACAUAACUGGGAACCGGCUUUUUGUUUACUUCUGAUUUAUGUAUUAUGUUUAAAAUUUGACAGUCGUGGACCCUCAUGGACCACCAUUUUUAGGUUAUUGUUUACUUUAAAGCGCUGGUCUAUGUUGAAUAUUUUUUUUAAAAAGGGCCGGUGGCUGUCAUGGACCACCAUUUCUGGGUUA